UCCCAGCUAACAUUUACACCGAAGGUAUGACCUCCAAGACCUCUGUUGAGAUCAACUUCAAGGAGAUGGAGAUGGUGAUCCUCGGUACCGAGUAUGCUGGUGAGAUGAAGAAGGGUAUUUUCACUGUCAUGUUCUACUUGAUGCCAGUUAACCACAACGUGUUGACCUUGCACUCCUCUGCCAACCAAGGUGUUGAGAAGAAGGAUGUCACUUUGUUCUUUGGUUUGUCUGGUACCGGUAAGACCACCUUGUCUGCUGAUCCAAACAGACUCUUGAUUGGUGAUGAUGAGCACUGUUGGUCUGACAAUGGUGUCUUCAACAUUGAAGGUGGCUGUUACGCCAAGUGUUUGGGAUUGUCUGGUGAGAAGGAGCCAGAAAUCUUCAACGCUAUCAAGUUUGGUUCAGUUUUGGAGAACGUUAUCUACGAUGAGACCACCCGUGUCGUUGACUACGAUGACGCUGCCAUCACUGAGAACACUCGUUGUGCAUACCCAAUUGACUACAUUCCAUCGGCCAAGAUUCCAUGUUUCGCAGACUCUCACCCAAAGAACAUUGUUCUUUUGACCUGUGAUGCUCGUGGUGUCCUUCCACCAGUUUCUAAGUUGACUAACGCUCAAGUUAUGUACCACUUUAUCUCUGGUUACACCUCCAAGAUGGCUGGUACUGAGGAGGGUGUCACCGAACCAGAGGCUACUUUCUCUGCUUGUUUCGGUCAACCAUUCUUGGCCUUGCACCCAAUGAAGUACGCUCAAAUGCUUUCUGACAAGAUGACCGAGCACAAGGCCAACGCUUGGUUGUUGAACACUGGUUGGACCGGUGCUUCCGUCUCCAAGGGUGGUAAGCGUUGUCCAUUGAAGUACACCAGAGCCAUCCUUGAUGCCAUCCAUGAUGGCUCAUUGGCCAACGCCGAGUUCGAGACCUUCCCAGUCUUUGGCCUCCAAAUUCCAAAGGCUGUUGGUUCCGUUCCACCAGAGAUCCUCAACCCACUCAAGACCCAAACCGACCUUGAAGGUUUCAACAAGGAGGUUCGUGGUUUGGCUGAGUUGUUCUCUGAGAACUUCAAGGGCUACUCCUCUGAGGCCACUGCUGAGGUCAUUGCUGCUGGUCCAACUCUCUAAUUGCACUAACACUGUUAUAACGGUACAUAAAUAUUUGGGGUUUGUAUUUUUUUGGUUACUAUGCUUUACAUAACUUUUCGGGAAUUCGAUAUUGUUCAGUUUGAACUAUCAUUCAUAUUCAUUGUU
Williopsis jadinii is the source of this 1244-nucleotide messenger RNA. RefSeq names its product phosphoenolpyruvate carboxykinase PCK1 (gene PCK1). Gene Ontology annotation, cellular component: cytosol. The record is from RefSeq and is a predicted model, not a curated record. NCBI's taxonomy places the organism in Eukaryota, Fungi, Ascomycota, Saccharomycetes, Phaffomycetales, Wickerhamomycetaceae. Gene Ontology annotation, biological process: gluconeogenesis. The transcript has a single exon. Gene Ontology annotation, molecular function: ATP binding; phosphoenolpyruvate carboxykinase (ATP) activity. Bases 27 to 1118 code for a protein of 363 amino acids.